Molecule: messenger RNA, 3159 nt
Organism: Saccostrea echinata
Lineage: Eukaryota; Metazoa; Mollusca; Bivalvia; Ostreida; Ostreidae
Product: CCAAT/enhancer-binding protein zeta-like
Exons: 28
Coding region: 3-3110 (1035 amino acids)
Cellular component (GO): nucleus
Source: RefSeq, a predicted model, not a curated record
AGAUGGCUUCCAAGAAGAAAGUCAAAACACGUGUGAAAGAUGUUGGUCUAGAUAUCAAGACUGUCAGUGAGCUAGGUGGAGAUAAGAAUGAUGUUCAAUUGUUGGAAGGAAUAGAUGAGAAUGAUGAAGAAUUAAUUGAAGAAUUUGAUGAAGGCGGACAUGAAGAUGGCAUAAGAAGAGAUGAGAUCCUGGAUUUUAUCAAGAAACUAGGAAUUCCAGAACAGUUUGCUAAGGAUGAGCCAGAAGAGGACAGGGGAAAAGAAAAGAAAAAGAAGAAAAAGCUUGCGGUAAUGCCAGAAGCAGAGGAGAAUGACAUGCAAGAAAAAUCAACAGCAGAAACAAAGAAAAAGAAGCAGAAAAACAAAUACAAAAUUCAGCAUGAAGAGAUUUCUAGCACAACGUCAGACUUACAGACAAUUAAAGGUUGGAGUCUUAAAACCCAUUUGUCAUCAUAUACACCAAGAUCCUUCCUUCUCAUCAAACCAGGCCAGCGGAGCCUAGAAGAAGAGGACAGUGAGGAAGGAUCGUCUUUAUCAUCUGAUUUAGAAAAACAGCUGGAAUCUUUUGCUUCCAAACUAUUGGAGGAUGAAGUAUCAGUGUAUCUCAAACAGCGAGAGAAGUCUAAGAAGUCAGAGACAAAGUGGAUUAAGACAGUCCUGACCACUGGCACACUGACAGACAAGGUGGCAGCAUUGACCCUGCUGGUACAGGAAUCCCCAGUCCACAACCUCCAGAAUCUGGAGGGACUUGUUAACAUGUGCAGGAAGAAGAACAAGAGGGAGAGCAUGAUUGCUGCUGACACAUUAAAGGACCUUUUCAUUACAAAUUUAUUACCAGACAGAAAGUUGAGACUAUUUGACCAGCAUCCUUUAGGAGACCUGGGAGAUGUUUCUGGAGGAAAUAAAGACACAAUUGACAGAAAACUCCUCAAAUGGUUAUAUGAACACAGGCUUAAGGAGAAGUAUUCAUCAUUCAUACAAGCUCUAGAGGUGAUGUCAAAGGACAAUAUUUUGGCCACAAGACAGAAAGCAUUAGGGAUAUUCUUUCAAUUGCUGGCAGAAAAACCAGAGGAAGAAAAGGUGUUGUUGGCAUUACUCGUAAAUAAAGUAGGAGAUCCGGAGUACAAGGUAGCAGCCCAAGCCUCACAUCUGUUGACAAAGCUUGUGGAUAAACAUCCAAACAUGAAGAUGGUGGUAACUAAGGAAGUGGAACAGCUGUUAUACCGACCCAACAUCCCAGUCAAAGCACAAUAUUAUUGCAUCUGUUUUAUUAAUCGUCUGUUGUUGAGUCACGAAGAGAAGGAUCUCGCUGUGAAACUCAUCAGACUCUACUUCUCAUUCUUCAAGUCAUUUGUAAACAGAGGAGAAAUUGAUAGCAAGAUGAUGAGUGCCCUCCUAUCAGGUGUAAACCGUGCCUAUCCUUAUGCUAAAAUGGAGGCAGACUACAUCAGUGAUCAGAUGAAUACUUUGUACAAGAUCAUCCACACAGUAAACUUUAACACUAGUGUCCAGGCUCUAAUGCUGAUCUACCAGGUCAUGGACUCCAGUGAAAACAUCUCUGACCGAUACUAUGUAGCCUUGUAUAAGAAGUUGUUGGAGCCUGAAUUAAAGAACACAGCAAAGCAGGCCAUGUUCUUGAAUCUUCUUUUUAAAAGUAUGAAGAAAGACAGUGUAGAGAGAAGAGUAAAGGCCUUUGUGAAGCGACUUUUACAAGUCUGUUCCUACCAGCCUGUGCAGUUUGUUUGUGGAGCUCUUGUACUUCUUGGAGAACUGAUGAAGGUUCACAAAGGCAUCUUAACAUUGGACCAUACAACAGAAGAGGACUCUGAUGAUGAAGAGCACUAUGAAGAUUUACCUGCCCCUGAUGAGAGUGAAGCAGACGACACAAGUAGCUCAGAAAGCAGUGAUUCAGAGGAUGAGCAGAAGGGAGCAAAGUCAAAAGUGAAGUCCUCCUGGGUUCACAAAAACCUUAAAAACUCCGGGUUCACAAAAGCAGCUGAGUAUGACCCUCAACACAGGAAUCCACUGUACUGUCGAGCAGACUCGGAGUGUGUUUGGGAAUUACAGAAACUUUCUCAGCAUUUCCACCCGACUGUAUCAUUGUUUGCAUCAAACCUUCUCAAGGGUGAACAUGUUAGGUAUACAGGAGACCCUCUGCAGGACUUCACCAUUAUCAGAUUCCUGGACAGAUUUGUAUAUAAGAAUCCCAAAAAGCCGGAAACAUUCACAGAAAUGCAGGGUACCUUGUCCCGGUCAAAGUUCAACACUAAAACAACUAGACUAAAGGGAGUGAAGAAAGUCCCUGUUUCCAGUGAGGAAUAUUUACAGAAAGCAGAGAGUUACCUUCCAGCAGAGGAAAUAUUCUACCAUAGAUUCUUCAAGCAGAAAGCAGAAAAAGAGAGGAAAAGAAAAGAACUGGAGGAAGAGGAGGAGGAGAGUGAUGAGGAAGUCAGUGACACAGAGUUUGAUGAGUAUCUCGAUACAUAUGAGAAACAGUUUGAAGGUGGUGAUAUUGGUGGUAACUUCAGUGGUUCAGACAUAGACUUUGCCAGUGCUGUGGGCAUGAAGGCCACAAAGAAAGGCAAACUGGUGAUGGAAUCUGAUGAUGAAGACGUUAGUGAGGAGGAGGAUGAUGAUAUGGAUCUGUCUGAUGAGGAGAUGAACUUUGAACAUGAUGAGGAUUUUGCCAAGGAAUUCCAGGAGUUUGAUGCUGAUAUUGAAGAUGGUGUGGAAGAGGAGGCCAGUAGUGCUGAAGAUGAAUUUGUGGAAUUAACACAGAAGAAGAGAGCUUUAAAACACAAGGUCAAGUCAGCUGCUGUUACUGUUGGCAAUAAGAAAAUGAAAAAAUCUGACAAAUUUGACUCCAAUCUAUUUGCUUCAGCAGAUGAAUUUGCUGAUAUGAUAGAAGAGAGUGCUGGUUCUGGAUGGGACACGCUGGGAUCCAGUGCUUUAUCCAACCAGGACAAAUCCAGUGCUAAACAGCUGAAAUGGGAAAUGGAACGUGAUAGUUGGAUUAAAGGGAAGAAUAAAAACUUGAGAAACAAGAAACAGAGAGGCAAAGGAAAACAAUCAUUUAAACAAGGACAGAAAAAUGUCAAAAAGAAGAGAUGAAAAUGCUUUCCUGUUUAUUAAAGCAAUAAAUAUUUUUAAUGAAAACUCA